Debaryomyces tyrocola is the source of this 3132-nucleotide messenger RNA. Lineage: Eukaryota; Fungi; Ascomycota; Pichiomycetes; Serinales; Debaryomycetaceae. The record is from the annotation of a GenBank genome assembly.
AUGCCGCCGGAACAUUCGAAGAAGAGAAAUAGAAUUACAUUGUCUUGCAAUUAUUGCAAGAAAAGGAAAGUGAAAUGUGAUAGAGGACAACCAUGUUCAUCAUGUGUUAAAUAUAAUGUUCCUGGAUUGUGUGAAUAUAAUGCAUUUGUAAGUAGCGAGAAUCAACAUAUGGGAGAAUUGCCUCCUUUUACUGUUCAAAGUUCUAAUAAGAAGAGUAAGCUUGAUGUGAAUGACGAAAUAAUGAAAAGCCAGGCGGUUCAAAAUACUGAUACUACAAUGCAUUCUGAAUUAGAGAUGCUAAAAGAUAAAAUCCGACAGAUUGAAGCAUCUAUAACAGUGUCUAGUCUAUCACAACAAAGCCCUAACUUCAGUCCUCCAACGACUGAUCCAUAUUUAUUAAAUGCUACAAUUAAUAACAAUAAUUCUGUAUCACGAACUCAAAAUAAUCCAAUACAAUUACCACCGUUAACAUGGCCUCCUUCUACAUCAUCUACGCCUAGAUCCAUUUCUACAGAAAGUAAUUUAAGAUCAGAACAAUCGCUGGGCCAAAAUCCUCUCAAUGAUUAUUCAGACACUAAUAAAAAAUACGUGGGUAUUAAUCCUUUUGGAUCGUCAGAAGAGAUAAUUAAUUUUUAUGAAGGAUACACCCCCGUCAUAAUUAAAUCAUCAUCGAGAAGAAUGAAUUUUGGUCCUUUUGCGUGGAUAUCUAUCAUGAGUAAGGACAUUGCAUUGCGUUUAUUAUGGAAAUAUGCCAAAGAGAGCAAGCUAACUGACUAUGGGGCACAAAAGGCUCUUAGCUGGAAUCUAGAAAAAAUAAAUCAAGAAAAAGGUUGCGUAGAAAAAGACCAGAGGGAUAAAAUCAAUCAAUCAGACGUAGAAUCUCGGAAUAGUCAAGAAGCAGAAUUAGAAAAGGAAUUUCGCGAGAAAACAUUGGAUAGAGAUGGAUAUAAUGAUAUAAGACUUUAUAAUAAUAUUCUAGAUGAUCAGCAGAACAAGGGAGAUAAAGAGAAACGAUUUAAAGAUGAAAAACAACGAAAAAUAAAUAUGAAUAAAAACGCAAUUUCUUUAGGCUUAACGGUAUUUGAAGGUCAAAUAGAUCAAGAGUUGAAGUUAAUUGAUAAGAUUAAAGUUGUUUUACCCAAGCAGAGAGUAAUUUGGAUUCUUAUCAACAAAUUUUUCCUUUCAGUUUAUCCAUUUUUGCCAUUUAUUGAUGAAAAUUAUUUUAAAUCAGAAAUGUCACGAAUAUUAGGACCAGAAGACCACAAUGAUUCUAAAAUUAGUGAAUUAAAUAUUGAAAAAAGACUAGAUUUAGCAAAUAUUGGGAUAUUGCUAAUUAUCACUCGAUUUACAUAUUUGUCAUUAUUUUCUAAUAGAAAUGGAGUUAAUGAGAAUAAUCUAAAGACUAAUGAUCCAUCAUCUACAGCACAAGAACUUAAGUAUCUCUUGUCAAACCCUAUAAAUAUUGACGUUAUACAUAUGGCACAAUUAUGUCUAGAUCAGUUUGAAUUGUUGCGUAAAACGAACUUGGUCGUACUACAAUGUGCAUUAAUAAUGAGGUUAUACCACAUGUUCUCACCUGAAGAUGGGGAUGGCGCUGAUGGUGGUGAUUCACAAAUAUAUUCAGGGAUGUUGAUUCAAAUGGCCUACUCUAUGGGUCUAAAUCGAGAGCCAGAUAAUUUUCCGGAAGCAUGUAAUGAUGAAAAAGUCAAUAAUAUUGGACGAAAGAUUUGGCUCUUUUUAACAUUGGGUGAUUUUAACCAAGCAUAUUCUUAUGGAAACCCAUUAUGUAUUGAUGAUAAAUAUGUAGAUACUAAGCUACCAUAUUAUAAACCUGGAAAUGAAAACAUUCUAGAUAUCGAGUUAGAAAAGAAUGUUUUGAGUACAUUUGCUUAUUUCAGUAAAUUUUAUGGAAAAUUGAAGACAAUUUUAGAUCUCACAUUAUCUGUUAAAGACUCAAUCAAAAUGGAAAACUUAACAAGGCUAAUGAGUGACUUUGAAAAGUUCAUACAUCUGCACUAUGGGACUUUAAAUCAAUAUUUUAUACCAUUUAAAGAUGACAAGUUUCGAUACCCGUUUAUUAAGAUUAUGAAAUGCAAGAAUUAUAUCAACUUAACGAACUUCAAUAUGAUUGUCUUUUACCAUUUUUUUUUACAUUAUGAGAAAAGAAAGCAACCGAAUUUGUCAUUCUUUUAUUUGAAAAAAAUAUAUACAGUUAUGCUUGAUGAAUUCGUUGAGGGAAUUUUUCAGUUAGUCGAGGAUAAUCACGUUAACUUUGGAGAAGGUGCUGAUCUAAUUAUGAAUCCUAGUUUGGAACAAAUUAUUCACAAAUCGUCGCAAGUGAAUUUUGCAAUAUUUAUUAGAUUAAAAUUGCAACUUCAUAAAAUGUCAACAGACGUCGAUCAUGAUUUAAAAAUGAAUAAUGAUUAUUAUUACCAAGAGAAACAUUUGAAGCUUAGCAAGCUACUGAAAUAUAUUCAAAAAUUGAUAGAUACGUUCAUGACUGCUAUGACCAAUUUAAGUAAAAGAUACUAUUACGCAUGGAAAGUAACGAAGGCAUAUAGGUUCUUACUAGAAUUCUCUGGCUUAGAUGAAUCCCUAGCGAAGGAAUGUAAUUUGGAUAUCACCGAGUUUAGUGUUGGCCAGGUAGAUGAAUUAUCAAGAAUGUGUGAAGCGUCAUUGAGAAGAGUUCACAAAAGUAGAAUGUCGAAACGAGAUACCAACAUUAACGAACAGCAGAAUGAACUGCAAAAUAAUCAAUUUAGGAAUCAUAUUCAAGUUCAGGACAAUAAUGAUGGGGAGUCAAUCGACAACGUGAAAAUUAAAACGCCUAUUCCUAUGACUCCUGGCAUGUCCGUUGAAUCGCUGAAUUCAUUGAAUUUCGAAGACAUGGAAUUUAUAAACAACAACGAAAUUGAUAGACUCUGGAUGCAAAUGGUAUCAAUGAAAAACGAAGCGAAUUCUAAUCCUGGGACUAAUGUCGAUUUAGGUAACCAAGGCCAGGAAUUGCACCCAUUGCAAUCACCGGGAAAUACCAUCCCAAGAACACCAUUCAGCAGUUACGAUUUCAAUGAAAAUUCGUUUGACCUAUUAAGGGAUAUACAUUUAGAACAAAUAUUUGAUGGUAAUUAUUGA